Molecule: messenger RNA, 2526 nt
Organism: Seminavis robusta
Lineage: Eukaryota; Bacillariophyta; Bacillariophyceae; Naviculales; Naviculaceae
Source: the annotation of a GenBank genome assembly
CAACUUUGAGUAAUGCAGUAAUGAUUGAACAGAUCCAGAUAACCCCCCCCCCCCCCCUCUCCACGCUGCUGGCUGCUAGUUGUGCUAUCAUAGCUAGCAACUACUAUCAAUACCGAUACGCUGUACCGUACCGUACUGUACUGGCAGCUACCUCGUUAGCUACUGCCACUACUACUAGCUAGCUAGACUAUGCUAGCUAGCUCUAGCUAGCUACUAGCUAGCUACCAGGAGUCGAGUCUGGCGAGACAAGACUUCGCAAAGUCCCGCAGAAACCCUAAUGUUUAACCCCAAUGACAAAGUAGCCGUUGGUUUUUCAUUCUUGUUUUGUUGUUCCGAUGAGCACGUUUCAAAGCUGUCUCUGCUCGGCGUCUCGACUCCGCGCCAAAAUUAAAUGCUCGUCACGCGAAAGCUCCUCACAAAUUCGGUUUGCAAAACAUCGAACCUAGCCAAUGACAACACCAUCACAAUCCUAUAGUACGCCGUCCUCACCAAAGUCCACAGCCGCGAAGAAGAGAAGCACUACCCCAAAGACACCCAGUUCCACCAAGAAGAAGAAACGUACUCAGACACCAGCGCAGAAGCUGCGAAAGGCCGAGCGCCGUAGGGAGCGAGACGCAGAAAAGAAGGAAGCCGCUGCAAGACAAGCCGUCGAAGAGGAGGAAGCCGCUGCAAGAAAAGCCGUCGAAGAGGAGGAAGCCGCUGCAAGAAAAGCCGCCGAGGAUAAAGCGAAGAAAGAAAGAAGGGCUGUAAAGGAUAAGGCACGACACGCUCGAAACAAGGAAGCAGCAGCAGCAGCUAGAGCAGCCGCAAUGUCAACACAGAACACCCCAAGCGCGCCAAGCAACACCGGUCCUCUCAUUGACCCAAAUGUAUUGAAGCUGUUGUCGCCCACUCAAAGAGGGCACUACAUGAGUUCGCAGUAUAUUGCGCACACGUCGGCAAAAGCAAACGAGACCAAACGCGCCGUAGCCAGGGACACAAACGAGUCCAUCGAAAAUAGCCGAGUAUCGGACGUCGGGCUCUUCGGAUCUAUGUACAAUGAAACGCCUGCUGCAGCAACGGCACCCACGGCAACAGCCGGCUUCGGCGCCACGGCACCGGCAACAGCCGCUGGGACGCAUGGCGCGGACCAUGCCGGUGGUGGCUUUGGCAUGCCCGGCACGGCUCCAAAUCCAGUUCCACCGGCCUCGAGCAGCGGGUACCAGUACUCGCAGCCCCACCAGAGCAACGUCCCACCUGCCAAUGAAGCAGCGUUCAGCGCCUCGAAGCAGGCGCCCUUCAGUCCUCCCCCGUUUGGACCAACCCAUGCUGCCCCGUACGCCGCAGCUCCUGGGCCAUUCAACGCUCAGUUUGACACGCCGUUCUCCCCUCAGCGGCCACAGGCCCAGGCAACGAAUCAAGGGCCACCACCUCCAAGCGCCGCCUGGGUUGGUACCCCCCAGCCACCCCAGCCACGUGGGUAUGCUUCGCCGCCUCCAGCCAGUUUUACGAGUCCAACGACUCCAAGCGGCGGCCAGCCUUUCACGGCUACAAAUGGGGUCCCAGCCACGGCAUCCGUAUCCGCUGGCAACGGAUUCGGCGCCAACAAUGCGACUUUUACGCCGCAGCGCCCAACUGGCCACGCUGGCUUUACGACGGCCUCGAGCGGAACGCAGCCCUUUGGCUCGCCUCCGCCGCAGCAGAACGCGACAUGGGCUACGCCUCAACCGACCUAUUAUGCACGGAAUGCCUCGGCUGCUGGCUUUGCCCCCCCCCAGCCAUCGGGGAAGCCGGGUCUUACCACCCCGACGACGCAGCAACACGCUGCAAGAGCUCCCGCUGGAGCCAAACACCAGAUUGGGGCAGAAGUGAUUUACUGGCCGCAGGAUGGAGGCAGGUUCCCUGCGCACGUCCUCCGCGUCGAUGCAAAAGAUGGCCUACCGGUCUACGCAAUCAAGAAGGUUGCUAACGGCGAAACGGUCCAAUCUGUGGACCAGAAGUUGUUGUCGGAAACAGCAUGGGUCUAUACCGGGCCCGGGGGGGACGAGGACGACACUCAAAUGCCAGACCCAACCCAUAACCACUUCGAUGGCGAGUCCGCGGAGACGGAACAUCUUUUUUCGCCGGGAAAAGGAUCUAAGAAAAAAGCGGCCGCGCACAUUCCCCGUGACCGCGCUCACUUCGACGCACGGCGUCACAAUAGUGCCCGAGACCCUAAGAAGGUCCAUCGACAUGGGGAUGGCACCCCUGCGGACAGCAGCCAUGCUGACGGCACCCCUUUGAAGAGCACCCCUGGGGCCAGCAGCAGCCACCAAAAGUAGGCUACAUUCAUCAUCAUGUCCAAAAAUUGACCACGUACACAUGGUCCAAAAUCGACGACGAACACACAGAACAUGCAAGCAAAGUCGGUCGUAUUCAUAGGCUCCCCAAACGGAUGGGUAGUAGCCUUCUUCAAAAUGAUGAGCCAAAUUACAAAAUAGGAAAUAAAACAAAUUUACAAUCAUUGAAACCAAACUUGACUACUGUCCACUAUGCUUUACUUUGAAA